AUGCCUCGUGCUAUGUAUGUGCACAGAACUACAAGUCACAGAGUGGUGGAGGCUGACGGCCCGGAGGAGGUAAAUGACAAGAUCAUAUUGGGCGCACAUGCACCUGACAUUUUGAGGGUGCUAGGAGACGAAGCAACACACGAGGAGUUGAGGAUUCUGGGUGCUUUCCAAUAUGUCCAGAGCGGCAUGUACCUACAUUGUGACGAAAGCCUUAUGCCAUGGAAUCCGUCGUCAUGGAGCACCUGCAACUUCCUGGGAACAACCAGCACUAGAGAGUUGCACUGCUUUAAUUCGGCGGCUUGGUUGUCGAGAUUGUCUUACUUACAUGAGUGUUGA
Messenger RNA from Triticum turgidum subsp. durum (durum wheat), 336 nucleotides. NCBI's taxonomy places the organism in Eukaryota, Viridiplantae, Streptophyta, Magnoliopsida, Poales, Poaceae. The record is from the annotation of a GenBank genome assembly.